UUUUUGAUUUGGCAUAGUACAGUUAUAUAUACAUGUAUAUGCAAGCAUGACGAAGGCAUUCAAAUGUGGCAUCACAUUCCUGUUACUGGGAACCUUGAGUCUAGCUGUCCUAGGACAAUUCAAGAAGUUAGGAAGUCACAAACCCCCGUCUAAAGGUGCAACAGUUGUGGCAGGACAGUUUCCUGUGCCGGGUGUAUUUUAUUAUCAUUUCAUACAAGUAGGUCAGCCACUGUUGAUGAAAAAUGUUCUCAAUGAAACUGGAUAUACAGCUUUUCAGAAAUGGACAGAUGACUAUCUAAGAACAAAGUAUGGUGAUGAAAGAGUUGAGAUAGAGAGAGGUAAGAAGGAAGAUAGAAACGGGAAGGCAUUGGAGCUGAAACUUUCAAAAUUCCUCGAUAUCUACAAGGACAGUAACCUAUACAUGGUUCAUACAGUGCCUGAUAGCAUGAAAGAGGAAGUAUUGGUACCACCAAGUCUUCAGUGUGGAGGUUUCCAGGACAACCUACAAGAUGCUGUACUUUGGUUCUCUAGUGGGGGUACAAAGUCGGUCUUGCAUUAUGAUACAGUAGACAAUAUUAACUGUCUUCUUGAUGGAGAGAAAAAACUAGUCCUUAUAGACAAGAAAUAUAAGAGGAUGGUGGAGGAACAUGGCUGGGUGGAGGAUGGUGGCUAUAGUGAGGUAGAUGUAGACUCUGUGGAUCCCGGCAUGUUCCCUGGUGUAUAUAAUGCUGCCUGGUACCAGAUUAACAUGCAGAAAGGAGAUUGUGUAUACAUACCUUACAAAUGGUAUCAUCAUGUGUAUUCGCCACCAGGGAGAAAUUUGGCAGUAAAUCUGUGGUUCUCACAUCUAUGGUGGUUCAAUCAGACGGACUGCAAUGAUCACAGCAGCACUGAGAAUAAACCUCUCUCUCAUUUUACCAUGGCAUCCCCAAAUUCGCAACUACGAUCAGAAUUUCUGUCAAAUUUUGGUGGAUCUAAGGGUGUGAGUCAGAAAUUUUUCAUAAUGAAGAGUGGUUGUAAAAGUGAAGAGGAUGCUGUCAAGCUAUGGGAAAUGCUUAAUACAAACAAUGACAGGCAGUUGACAUGGGAGGAGUUUUACAGUUUUGACAUUGACGAGGCUGUACAGAAGGUACCUCAGUGCUUUAAUGUCGAGAUUGAAGGUGAGGAGGUCGAAGAAAACCAGAAUGAAGAUUAUGAAGAUGAUAUACAGAAGGGAGACAUAAUUGAUGAAGAAGGGACAGUAGAAAACCUUAAUGAGGAAGGGAAAGUAGAAGAUCAAGUUAAAACUGCAAAGAGAGACAACAUUGAUGAAGAAGAGAUGGUAGAAAAUCAAGAUAAAGUUGGGAAGGGAGACAACAUUGAUGAAAAUGGGAGCAAAAGCAGGAUAAAAAAUGUUGAAAUUAAAGAUACUCCUUUUGAAACAAAUGGAAAUUUAGACACAGAAAGUGUUGGAGAUAGUGUGCAUAAGGUUACUGACAAUGGAGAAAUAAAUGUAGAUAUCAUAUCUAAUGGCAUAUUUGCAGAUGAUGGAAUAGAAACUGAAGUUUUAAUAUCAGAAAAAAGCGAAGAAACUGUAUUAACUGCUGUAAAUGAUGAUUUAAAUACUGACAAAAAUAUGGAUACUGAUAGAGAAGAUUCUACGCAUGACAAAAGAAAAUUAGAACACGAUGAGUUUUAGAUUUUUUCAUAGGAAAAUAUUUAGCUAGAAUUUAGUUAGAAAAAUGUAAUAAGAUAUGAUGUUUUGCAAGUUAGAAAUAGAGUAAAUCUUACAGAACAAUUAGGAACAUUCUUCUUAGCUUUAGACACAGACAAAAUAUUUAACCCUUUCCUUGCUAGAUUUUCGUAAUGGAUUUGCCCUGCUUUGAAUAGGUGCAAUGAUUCAGCCUUCACUUGAGUUGCGAUAAAAUUAAUUUUAUUAAUUUUUAAUCUGAUUACUCAGACUAUGUUAACAUUAAUUUUUCUAAAUUUAAAAACAAAAUUUAGCUACAAUAAAAGACUUCCAACUUUGACCAUCCAAAAGAGUGUGAAGAAUUUUUUAUUUGUCUUCAAUUUUUAAACAACUUGUUUAAGUGUUUACAUUACCCUCGAUUUGAUUGGUAAAGGAAGAACUUGUAACCAAUGAAAGAAACCCUUGAUUAGAAAAAAUUUGUUUUACAUCAGAAAGGAUAAAACGAAAAAAGAAUCAAAUAUUACAAUGACUUAUCAAGAAUUGAAUCGUUGGCUCUGAAACUAGCUUUGAAUUUGAAAAUGUCCCUUCAAAGUUUAUGAUAUUUCAAUAUCAAUGUAUACAAAAAUAAACUACCAACUGUAUAGAGCCUAGUCAGACUGCACAAAUGUCUGUAUUGAGUAUCUUAACACAAUACUUUUAUAUAUUUAACUUAAGUACUUGUUAUAUCUGUAUUGAGUAUCUUAACACAAUACUUUUAUAUAUUUAACUUAAGUACUUGUUAUAUCUGUAUUGAGUAUCUUAACACAAUACUUUUAUAUAUUUAACUUAAGUACUUGUUAUUGAUCUAUAUGUUGUAUAUAUUAGUUAGUCUUUAACCAAGUACAAUGUAGUUUUUUUUGCUGAAAAAUCUGGAGAAAGAGUGAUCCCUCCAAAGCAUUAACUACAACAAGAUAACAUGAAAACUGCAGACUCAGUUUGAUUGAGUCUGUACAUGAGGGAUAAUGAAAAGUGCAGUAUACCUCACACCCCCUUGCACUGGCUUGAGUGGUACACAAUUUUCAACACUUCAACACAGAAAAUAUAACAACACUUAAUAUUUCUCAAUAUUGUGGGUUCAAAUCUCACCAUGUCAAAAGUUUGUGUCAGCUUUUUGAUAGUUGUUGAUUAUAUAUUGGGGUGUGUGACUGAAUGUACAGUAAACUGUAAUUUCUGCCACAUCAC
Ruditapes philippinarum (Manila clam) is the source of this 2890-nucleotide messenger RNA. RefSeq lists its product as uncharacterized. Bases 47 to 1678 code for a protein of 543 amino acids. Gene Ontology annotation, molecular function: 2-oxoglutarate-dependent dioxygenase activity. Lineage: Eukaryota; Metazoa; Mollusca; Bivalvia; Venerida; Veneridae. The transcript is spliced from 7 exons. The record is from RefSeq and is a predicted model, not a curated record.